Molecule: messenger RNA, 3020 nt
Organism: Zingiber officinale
Lineage: Eukaryota; Viridiplantae; Streptophyta; Magnoliopsida; Zingiberales; Zingiberaceae
Product: pyruvate, phosphate dikinase 2-like
Exons: 19
Coding region: 88-2739 (883 amino acids)
Biological process (GO): pyruvate metabolic process; phosphorylation
Molecular function (GO): kinase activity; pyruvate, phosphate dikinase activity; ATP binding
Source: RefSeq, a predicted model, not a curated record
CCCGCACCACCACGCUACCUCUAAUCCGCGUCAUUAUUUCGUCGUAAUCACGUGAUUAAGCUUCCUAAGCUCCCUUAGCUCCGCGCCAUGCCGCCGUCCAGUCUCCGGCCUCAAAGAGUCUUCCGGUUCGGCAAGGGCAAGAGCGAAGGGAACAAGGACAUGAAAGCCUUGCUGGGAGGGAAAGGGGCGAACCUGGCGGAGAUGGCGAGCGUCGGGCUGUCGGUGCCGCCGGGGCUGACGGUGUCGACGGAGGCGUGCCAAGAGUACCAGCAGGGAGGAGGAGGCCGCCGGCUGCCGACGGGGCUGUGGGAGGAGAUACUGGAGGGGCUGAGCGGCAUGGAGGCGGAGAUCGAUCGCCAGUUCGGAGACGCUUCCCGGCCGCUUCUCGUCUCCGUGCGCUCCGGUGCAGCGGUGUCGAUGCCGGGGAUGAUGGACACCGUAUUGAAUUUGGGGUUGAACGACGAAGUGGUGGCGGGAUUAGCAGAAAAGGGUGGUGACAGAUUUGCCUACGACUCUUAUCGUCGCUUCUUGGAUAUGUUCGGAGAUGUGGUGAUGGGGAUUCCUCAUUCUCUGUUCGAAGAGAAGCUUGAAGCCCUGAAGAAAGCAAAAGGGGCGGAGCAGGACACCGACCUCGAUGCCGGCGAUCUGAAAGAGUUGGUCGGCCUCUACAAGAAUGUAUACGUCGAGGCCAAAGGAGAGCAGUUCCCCACCGAUCCGAGGAAGCAGUUGUAUCUUGCUGUGAUCGCGGUGUUCGACUCAUGGGACUGCCCCAGGGCGAGGAAGUAUAGGAGCAUCAACCAGAUCAAGGGGCUCAAGGGGACUGCGGUAAAUGUGCAGUGCAUGGUGUUUGGAAACAUGGGGGACACCUCUGGGACUGGAGUUCUUUUCACGCGAAACCCGAGCAACGGCGAGAAGAAGCUCUACGGGGAGUUCCUUUACAAUGCUCAAGGUGAAGAUGUGGUUGCCGGAAUCAGAACACCACAACAUAUAGACGCUAUGAAGGAGUGUGUCCCAAAAGCCUAUGAUGAGCUAGUCGAGAACUGUGAGAUCUUGGAAAGGCAUUAUAAAGACAUGAUGGAUAUUGAAUUUACUGUCCAGGAGAAUAGGCUUUGGAUGCUACAGUGCCGAGUAGGAAAGCGCACUGGCAGAGGUGCAGUAAAGAUUGCAGUUGACAUGGUCAAAGAAGGCCUUGUUGACACUCGUUCUGCUAUUAAGAUGGUGGAGCCUGGUCAUGUCGACCAGCUCCUUCAUCCACAGUUUGAGGAUCCAUCUGCCUACAAGGAUAAAGUGAUUGGAACAGGAUUGCCUGCAUCACCAGGAGCUGCAGUUGGUCAAAUUGUCUUUACUGCUGAGGAUGCUGAAGCAUGGCAUGCUCAGGGAAAGGCUGUUAUUUUGGUGAGGACAGAGACUAGCCCAGAGGAUAUUGGUGGAAUGCAUGCAGCUGAAGGUAUACUAACAGCCAGAGGUGGUAUGACUUCUCAUGCUGCUGUUGUAGCACGUGGUUGGGGAAAAUGUUGUAUAUCUGGCUGCUCUGAUAUCCGAGUAAAUGAUUCCAACAAGGUUGUUGUUGUUGGAGGUAAUGUAUUCAAAGAAGGCGAGUGGCUGUCACUUAAUGGAACGACAGGAGAAGUAAUCUUGGGGAAGCAAUCACUUUCUCCUCCAGUUCUCAGUGGUGACCUGGAAACCUUUAUGUCUUGGGUUGAUGAGAUAAGGCAACUAAAGGUCAUGGCAAAUGCUGAUACACCUGAUGAUGCACUAACAGCGAGAAACAAUGGUGCACAAGGAAUUGGGCUUUGUCGGACGGAACACAUGUUCUUUGCUUCGGAUGAGAGGAUAAAGACUGUUCGACAAAUGAUAAUGGCACCAAAUACAGAACAAAGACAGACAGCGUUAAAUCUCCUCUUGCCUUAUCAGAGAUCAGAUUUUGAGGGGAUCUUUCGUGCCAUGGAUGGGUUUCCGGUGACUAUCCGGCUGUUAGAUCCUCCACUGCAUGAAUUUUUGCCAGAGGGUAACAUUGAGGAAAUUGUUCGUGAUAUGGUCUCAGAAACUGGUGCAAAAGAAGACGAAGUUUAUGCAAGAGUGGAGAACCUUUCUGAAGUGAAUCCCAUGCUUGGUUUCCGUGGUUGCAGGCUUGGCAUAUCCUACCCAGAGUUGACAGAGAUGCAAGCACGUGCUAUAUUUGAAGCUGCUAUAUCUAUGACCAAUCAAGGUGUGACAGUUUUUCCAGAGAUAAUGGUACCUCUGGCUGGAACACCUCAGGAAUUGGAGCAUCAAGUGAGUCUGAUAAGGGAGAUAGCCAAGAAAGUCUUCUCUGAGACAGGAACCACUAUAGGCUACAAGGUUGGAACAAUGAUUGAGGUUCCAAGAGCUGCUCUUAUUGCAGAUGAGAUUGCUGAACAGGCAGAGUUCUUUUCUUUUGGAACAAAUGAUCUCACACAAAUGACAUUUGGUUACAGUAGGGAUGAUGUUGGAAAAUUUCUUCCAAUCUACUUGGCCACAGGCAUCCUCCAAAAUGAUCCAUUUGAGGUUCUUGACCAGCAAGGUGUAGGCGAGCUAAUUAAGGUUGCUGUUGAAAGAGGUCGAAGAGCUAGACCUGAUUUAAAGCUAGGGAUAUGUGGUGAGCAUGGUGGAGAGCCCUCUUCUGUUGCUUUCUUUGCUAAAGUUGGCCUAGACUAUGUCUCAUGUUCUCCUUACAGGGUCCCAAUUGCAAGGCUUGCAGCUGCUCAAGUGGUUGUAUGACAGAGAAGAGAUUUAGGCAGGGAGUUACUUUACCCACUUGCUAAAUUAUUGCUUUUGUUUAAUGCGGUCCAAUUGUUGGACAUCUCGCACAUUUUCUUUCUCCAUAAAAAAGAACGAAAAAAAAAAAUAAAAACAGUGUGGGUUGUGAAUUAGAAGUGUGGUGUUGUCACCUAGGAGGGAAUUUUAUGGCAGUGGUCGUGUCAUGGUUCCCUUGAUCCUUCUGUAAUUCAUGAAGCAUUUCUCGAGAAGAAAUAAAAUCAUGCAAAUUGGCGACGCCAAAA